UGGCGCUUGCCGAAGCCGUGUGGCUGCCGUCGAUCAUUAUCGUCGUGUUAAGCGCAUUGUGCUUCUUUGCAAUUGAGUUGACGUCAUCAAAAAGUGUUUUCCGCCUUGGCUUGUGACGGGGCAGCAGCGUUGAGUGGUAUCGUCUCUCUCCGAACCUCGAUUCGAUUCAUUCGAUUCGAUUAGAGCGCAGGGGGGAUAUGUCGAUGAGAACGACGACUUCGGCCGCAGACGCAUCACGGACUCCCGUGAAACGAUUUCUGUGGGAUUGCAAGGCGGACUUCGACGAAAAGUUGGUGGUCGACGAGAAGCUGAUAGACUGCUUGAGCACGUUGUUAUAUGAAGAAGCUGUUGCCCCUCCAUCCAACAACAAUUUUCGAGUCAAGUCAAUCUGUGAGAUUGUGGGCUCAUUACUGCCAUCGGUGAACGACAAGGACUUAAAGGAUCGCAUUUGGACGCUGCUCUCGGAAAUUAGGCAUGGAGCUGCCGAAGCAGACGAGGGCGACUUGCAGGGGUCGGCGGAAGAAAUAAGAGCGACCGCUGCACUGGAGGCACAGUUUUCUGAUUGGUGUUUUUCAUCAGCGCCGGCUAGUGCAAGGGCGUCAUCCCCUUACACUCCGCUUUUUGCGAGUUCCUUUGAUGCAGCCACCAAGUCUAUAUCGGCGUUUGCAGCGUUGGGGUCUUCUCCAGGCCCAAGUACUGGCCUAAGUGGGCGUACGUCUGCAUCGGGGGACAUUUCCAGACUGCCCAGUUUGUCGCCCCGUUCUCAGUCGCCGCUGAUUGGCACAAGGGUUGCAUCAGAGGAGUGGGAGCAGGUGGGAACCAACCUUUUUUAUGCAGGGGAGCGGAGCGAUAUGAGGGUGCCUCUCUCUCGAAGGUGGAAUGAGAAAGCGGGGAGCGACGGCGCAAAAGGGGGAGCCGGUGCAAUUCAAUCAAAUGUAAGUUACAUCGCUGGUACCGAUAAUGGAAUGCGAGAAGGAUCAGCUGGACAUGUAGUCAACGGACUGGGCAACGACGAAGGUCAUAACCAGUCAACAUCUGCAGCAGGGGGAGUGCCGUCCUCGUCCCCGUCAUCACUGUCGUCCACCACGUUGUCUCCAUCCUUGUCACCGGCUUCAUCGUCCGUCGUGCUAUCGGGUUCGCUGGCAGACUCAGGGCAUUCGUCUUCUUCAUCAGACACCGCCACGGCAGAACAGCAGGUGUCGUCACCAUCACCGCCGCAGCAGCAACCACAAAACACGGUGCAUCGGCACCGAAGUCAAGAUGGGAAGUUGGCUGUCGGAAGCUCAAGCUCUGGCUUAGCAGGCAGGCAGGGAACAUUCAGCUCACUAAAUCCGAAUGCGACAGAGUUCGUUCCUCAGACAUUGAAGACCAGUAAUGGAGUUCAUGUUGAUGCAAAAUCUCAGAGUGCUCUCGUUAUGGCGUUUCACUCUUCUGGCAGUUUUGUCCCGGGUGCACCGAACACAGAGAGUUUGUCAUUCUUGGGCUCUCAGCAGUCAAAUUCAAAUUCUGUUGAUGAAAGUGAGUUCUGGCACGAUCAACUCCCAGAUGAUCUGCUUCCGCUACAAGACGAAUUGUCGUCGGUUGACUUGUUACCUCCAGAUGACAUCUUUGACUAUACCGAUCCCAUCUCUCUUCAGGACGAUCACUCCGUUGCCCCUCUUACGUCAGCUGUUCAGAGCUCGAGUGCUGGUAUUGAAGGAGGGUGGGGUAUGACCUCGACAACCUCGACACCGCAGGUUCUCGUGGCGGCGAGUUCAACUCCAUCCAUCUCAGCGCCGGCGGCACACAUGCAUCAGUCGGUGAAUGGUUUUGGCUUCAAUGGUGCGGAUCAGCGGCUGCACUCUGGACUCAGCCAGAGCUAUGCUCCCAGUGUCACAUCUCUCCGAUACGCACAUGCAUCUUCGCUUCGAGAGAAGACAACAGGCACUGCUGCAUGUGCGCAGACAGCCUUGAGCUCGGUGGGUGCUGGUGUCGGUUCAUCAUUUGGAGCAGCAGCAGGAACGUUCAGUGGCAAGUUCCUACCAGAGCCACCCCAGGUCGCAUCGCAGACUCAGUUGGUGCAACCAUCGGGUGCAAGGGAGAGACCGCAGAGCCAAUGGCUUGCCAGUCAGCAUUUGGAUAUCACAAGCUCACUACUAGAAGAAGCAUCAUUUCCCGAAGAGGAGGACGUCGAUGGGGAUGCCGUUAGGGCACUUGCAGCGCUGUUUCCAGGCUUCUCAGCUGAAAGUCUCGCGGAUAUCUACUAUGCUAAUGGAGGCGAUCUGGUCCUGACAACAGACUUGCUGAACCAGCUUGAGCUGCAGGAGGAGGUCUCGGCAUCAAGCCACUUGCACCCUCAGCCGCCCCCGUUGACCUUAACAGAUUUUCCAGCUCUGUCUGCUGUGGAGAGAAUCAAAGGCCAGUUGCAGAAUGGUGGAAUGGAUGUUCCUGGGAUGGGCAGGGGCUCUAGGCUGGAUGAUGCGGAGUUGAGGGGUAUCGGACGGGGAGGACCGGGUAUAGACGUGCGAGGGCUCCCUGACUUUGCUGCGGUUGUCAGAAAGCACGCUGCUCAGCAAGCCCAGUGGCAGUUGGAGUGCAAUAAUACCCUGACCGAGGCCGGAAUGGGUAGGGGCAGGAACCCAGUGUACGCUUCACGAGGUGCUGGCCAUGGCUUGGAGAUGGGACGAGGAGGAUCGCACAGCUUGAAAUCUGACUCCUACACGAAUGGUCGUGGACUACCUGCCCCGUCGCUUGCUCCGAGCCAGUGGCUGGACACAGGCACUGCUGUCACGGCACUCUAUAACGAGCUUCGCGAAGAGGCAAGCGACCAUGCGCGCAUCCGUAACAGUUGUUUUCAGCAGGCGACACAUGCGUACCUUGGAGGCAACAAGCGUCUUGCAAAAGAGCUUGGUGCACAGGGGCAGUGGCACAAUGAACAGAUGAAGGCUGCCCAUGCGAAGGCCAGUGAGGCAAUAUUCAGGCAUAGGAAUGCUGCAAGUGGAUAUACGAGUGGCGGUCCCAGUCAGAGAGGGAUCCUCGACUUACACGGACUUCAUGUGAAUGAGGCGCUCCCUUUGUUGAAGCGAGAGCUGGCAGCUCUAAGGGCUGCGUCGCAAAGGCUAAGACAAAGACAACAGAUUUUUGUAUGUGUGGGGACAGGGCAUCAUACAAGAGGAGUACGGGCACAAGCACGGCUUCCGGCAGCAGUUGAAAGAUGCCUGGCAGAAGAGGAGCAGGUCCAUUUCGCUGAGGCGAAGCCGGGACUACUCCAUGUAGUGAUUUGAUACACCAUUGAUAUGAAAUUGAGUUUGGGACUGUUAGGGACCAUAGGGGACAACCGUGGUGGGUAUUUUCUCCCUUUGGCGACUGUUAGGGACUGGAGGGGACAACAGUGCACUGGGUACUUCUCCACAAAAUGAUGUGGGGAGGUCGCUUGCCUGUUUCACCGUCAUGGUGGCUGCCUGACUGGACCUUUUAUCACGUUGGGCUAGUCUUUUCCGGGCCCGUGCCUGACUGGACCUUAUACCACAUGGGGCUAGUUUUGUCUGGGUGUGUCCUGCUUGCGCUGAGCUGGAUCUUACCUAGACCUUACCCCAUGUAGGUUCCGUCGGCUUGUAUCCAUACCAGAAUCUCUUUCCUUCUUCAUUCAUGUGCCAUAGAUCAUUGACAAGUAGAACCUGAUUUCAGUUCACCAUGUAGGUUAGGUCAUGUCCUCUAUGUUCUCGCUCUCUAGGGCACCCAAUUUCACAAACUAUGUGCUGGUACUGCACUGACAUCCCAUAACUUUCCUCUUCACAUUUGUAAAUCCGCGCUGAGAGGCAUUUGUACCUGUCCAUCCACCACUGGUACACCUUCUCAGAUUUUCUUGAACACUGUCCAUUUCAUAAUUUGUGCAUCUAUUGACUGUCCCUCUCGCUGUUGGCUUUUGCUGUACGAUCUAACAGGCAUAGUAGGAUUUCCUUUUCGUCCACUUCGGUGCUCUGCGUACACCCGCCUCGUGCCGGCAGACUUGCGUGAUCCUGCAGGCUAUUUCAUGAUGUCUCCGGACACCCUGAUCAUCUGCGCUGCUUCGGUUCUUCUGAGAGUCAGCAUUUCGUCGGUUCAAGGCAACAGGUAAACCCUUGUGGCUUCCCGCCCAUUUCUCCCGCCAGUUUCUGCGUUUAUACACAAAUGUGAGCAAUUUGGUUCAACCGUCUUUUCGUGUUCUCUGUAGAGAGGGUUUUAUUUUCACAUUUCCAGCAUAUGACACUUUUCUGGCUGGAGCGGUGAUGACCUUCACCUGGUCAUCGCCAAAUGUUAUUGAUACAGUGAUACUUACUUCCGUCGGAAUUGCUCGAGUCCAGCUUCAUUGUCGUCAGCAUUCCACACGUAGUUGUCGUGCUCACACCAGUCAAAAGGGGACAGUUCUAUACUUUGAUAUCUGUUGUCAACAGGGAUCUCUUUGCGACUGGUGUUCAUGUAGGUUGGCGCCUCCAUCGUUGCUUUGAGGAUGGAUGGGUGGUGCUCUGGUUGUUGUUUGUUGUUUCUUUUUAGGGGCGCAAGACGGGUGGGUGGGUGGAGCCGGCGUUGGUAUUGAGGGUGGAAUGAGGGAAAGGGGAUCAUUGCUUUUUCCCACGUCUCUCGAGUGUGCUUGAGAACUGCUGCCUGGGCCUGGCUCGCCCCGUGUCUGUUAGAUUGCUCACCCUGACGUGACGAUGUCUGUGUACUGUGAAAGUUGCGAAGUAUAAGUCUCUGCACAGGGAACUCUGGUGUUGAUUCCCUAUACUGAGAUUCAGCACAACUCUCCUGUCAAAUGGCGAUUGGCAGAGCGAUAUGGUCAGUUAUUUCGUCUCUCCUUCUAACGAGACCUGGAGCGACUUUGGAAGUUAGUUUGUGUAAUCUGCUGUAGAAAAAAGACUGGAUCAGUGGGCAGGGAGGGGAGACUCGUGAUGAUUACGUAUUCUUUAGGUAGGUAUUCAAAAGGCCACUCCGUCAGGCCAAUUGGUUCACUUCUAUCGAUCUGCCACCCCUUG
Chara braunii is the source of this 4991-nucleotide messenger RNA. Lineage: Eukaryota; Viridiplantae; Streptophyta; Charophyceae; Charales; Characeae. The record is from the annotation of a GenBank genome assembly.